Molecule: messenger RNA, 1047 nt
Organism: Cydia amplana
Lineage: Eukaryota; Metazoa; Arthropoda; Insecta; Lepidoptera; Tortricidae
Product: aryl-hydrocarbon-interacting protein-like 1
Exons: 6
Coding region: 73-1047 (324 amino acids)
Molecular function (GO): protein binding; peptidyl-prolyl cis-trans isomerase activity
Source: RefSeq, a predicted model, not a curated record
UUACUGGUAGAUUUUAAAGACAAGUUACUAUUCCCACAAUCAGUGAGGCCUAGAUACAUAUUUGUGUUAAAAAUGGGUGAUUCUGUACCUAUCGUGAAAAAUGUAAUUCACGCUGGGCAGAAAUACAAACCAAUAUCUGAUGGAAGCAAGGUGCACUUUCAUUUUCAAACAUGGAAGUGUGGGAAAGAGAGAAUCCUCAUUGACGACAGCAGGAAGAUCGGCAAGAAGGAGCCCAUGAUUCUAGUCAUCGGUCACAAGUUCAAGCUGGAGGUCUGGGAGUCCAUAGUCAAAAUGAUGGCCGUUGGAGAAGUGGCCAGCUUUACUGUUAAAAAAGAACUAGUAUUCAGCUAUCCGUUUGUGUCGAAAACAUUACGGGAGCUCGGACAGGAGACCAGUAAGAAGAAGCAUGCCUGCACUAUGACAUUGCACACAGAAGGCAUUGGCUACCCCGACUUGGACAAUUUGAUGAAGGAGCCAUGUGAUUUAGAAUUCAUCAUAGAACUGCUUCGAGUGGAAAGAGCCGACGAGUACGAGAAGGAAGUGUGGCAGCUCUCCUCGCAAGAGCGGCUGGAGCUGGUGCCCAGUCUCCGGGAGAAGGGGAACCAGCUGUACGGACAGAAGAAAUAUGAUGAAGCAGAGGAGGUGUAUGCUAAGGCCAUUGCUAUUUGUGAACAGCUUAUGAUAAGAGAACGAAAAUGCGACGAGGAAUGGAUCAACUUGAACAAAAUAAAGUUGCCCCUACUACUGAACUACGCGCAGUGCAAACUCAUCAAAGGCGAGUACUACGCGGUCAUCGAACACUGCAACACCGUCUUAGAACACGAUAAAGACAAUGAAAAAGCUCUAUACAGGCGAGCGAAAGCCCACAUCGGAGCGUGGAACCCGUCGCUCGCGGAAGAGGACUUUCUCCGGCUGAAGAGCCUCAACCCCACGAUGGGCCCAGCGGUGGACAAGGAACUAACACACAUAAGGACACUACAGAAAGACAAGGAGAGCAAAGACAAGGACGCCUUGAAAAAAAUGUUCGGCACCGACAACGGCACGUAG